Messenger RNA from Tupaia belangeri chinensis (Chinese tree shrew), 949 nucleotides. It is a transcript of the gene UCN3, whose product is annotated as urocortin 3. The transcript has a single exon. Lineage: Eukaryota; Metazoa; Chordata; Mammalia; Scandentia; Tupaiidae. Gene Ontology annotation, molecular function: corticotropin-releasing hormone receptor 2 binding; hormone activity. Gene Ontology annotation, biological process: adenylate cyclase-activating G protein-coupled receptor signaling pathway; hormone-mediated signaling pathway; digestion. Gene Ontology annotation, cellular component: extracellular region. The record is from RefSeq and is a predicted model, not a curated record. The coding region runs from base 8 to 508 and encodes 166 amino acids.
GGGAGAGAUGUUGGUGCCAGUCCACUUCCUGCUGUUGCUGCUGCUCCUUGGGGGCCCAAGCACAGGCCUCUCUCACCAUUACUACAAAGCCAAGCCUCUCUUUAGUUGCCUCAACACAGCCCUGUCUGAGGUCAAGAAGGGCCCUCCAGAAGAUGCGCUCCUGAUGAGCAAGAGGAGCUUCCACUAUCUGCCUGUCCAAGACCCAUCUUCAGGAGAAGAAGAGGAGGCGGAGGAGAAGGAGGAGAGGAAGGACAAGGAGAGAAGGACUUUCCCUGGCUCCAGGGGUGGAGGUGGGGCUGGCAGUGCCCGAUACAAAUACCUGUCCCAGCUUAGGGGGAAGCUGGACCAGGACAAGGUCAAGAGUGAUCGGCAUACCAAGUUCACUCUGUCCCUUGACGUGCCUACCAACAUCAUGAACAUCCUCUUCAACAUUGCCAAGGCAAAGAACUUGCAAGCCAAGGCAGCUGCCAAUGCCCACCUGAUGGCACAGAUUGGACGGAAGAAGUAGAGGUCGAGGCCGGGCAGGAGGGCAGCACAUCAAGGAUGGGGCAAGGGUAGAGAGUGGGGUUACUGAGCGUGUGCUGUCCACCGGCCUUGUAUCUUGAGGGGUUGGGCCAGUGAUACUGGCUGCUUCACUGCUCAGUCCCUCUGACCUUUUCUUGCCUCUAGCCCGUUUCUCUCUCCUCUGUACAAACACACAGAAGUGCAGUGCUGUUCAACCUUUCCAGACACAAGGUAGUCAAUGUCUCUCCUUGUAUUUUGUGUCUCCUUUCUCCUUCCUUAUGAUGAGUCAAAUUUCAUGCAUCUCUCCUCUCCAAGCUUCUCCCUGUUGGCCCCACACCUGAACAGAGAGUGUCCAGGGCUCCUUUGUUUCCCACGCACCAAGGCAAAGAGACAAGGAGAUGUAUGACACACCAUGUGGCCACCAAGUCCCUUUCCUACCUCCUCA